AUGUCUUCCACAGACGUCUGUGAUCUCCCGAAGGGAUUUUGGGAAAUCGGGAAUUAUCGCCACAAUGUCCGUAGAAUCAAAGACGGAGUCGAUCAGUUGGACGACUUUGCGAAGAUGUGUCGCGAGAGAGCGGAUAUUGAAGGGAAAUAUGCAAAAAUGUUACAGGCAUUCAGUCAAAAAUGGAGAAAUCACUUUGAGCAAACGAUGCCGCCUUCCUCGACGAGAACAUCUCUAAUGGAGGUGAUCGGUGAGAGUGACUCGUUGGCAAAUCUGCACGCAAUGGCUAGAGAUCGUCUCAAUGAUGAGAUCGUGAAAACUCUCAGCUUAUUCCGAAAAGAAAACCACCAUCCAUCCGCCUUUCGAGCACCGAAAGAGAUCCGAGAAGUUGAGGAUGCUUUUGAAAAGGCUCAACGCCAAUGGAGAAAGCUUUACGAGAGGACUGAAGUCGCCAAGAAAGCUUACUACACCGCUUGCCGAUCGGAGCGAAGUGCAGCCGUUUUGUUGGCAAAUGCUCAACAAGACACAUCGAUCUCGUUGGAUGGAACGCAGAAAAUGAGAGAUCGUUGUGAAAAGGCGCACGAAGAAGUGUUGAGAACGAAGCAGAACUAUGAGAAGUUCCUUGGCGAGAUCAACACUUACAAAAGCCCUUAUAUGGAAAACAUGUCGUUUGUCUUUGCGAAAUGUCAACAAAUGGAGCUGAAAAGAUUGAAAUUCUUUGUGGAAAUGAUCACCGGUACAGAGCAUGUUCUCGUCGAUCUCAUCAACAACAAUAAUUUAUGGAAUCGAUGCGCCGACGUGUUGGCCAAAUUUCGAGGAGUACCAUCCAGAAAUGCGAGAGAUUUCUGCGAGAAAGUGCUCAGCAAAGGAUGCUUCUGGUGGAGUGGUCUUGACGAGGCAAGUGAUCAAAGC
Messenger RNA from Mesorhabditis belari, 909 nucleotides. Lineage: Eukaryota; Metazoa; Nematoda; Chromadorea; Rhabditida; Rhabditidae. The record is from the annotation of a GenBank genome assembly.